This is a messenger RNA of Lates calcarifer (barramundi perch), 1336 nucleotides long. It is a transcript of the gene srrd, whose product is annotated as SRR1 domain containing. Gene Ontology annotation, cellular component: cytoplasm; nucleus. The record is from RefSeq and is a predicted model, not a curated record. Gene Ontology annotation, biological process: microtubule-based process. The coding region runs from base 168 to 1043 and encodes 291 amino acids. The transcript is spliced from 6 exons. NCBI's taxonomy places the organism in Eukaryota, Metazoa, Chordata, Actinopteri, Centropomidae.
AUUCGGCACAACACCGGAAAAGGAAAUACGCGUGUCACACUCAAAAUACUCCCACGUGUUGCAGGCGCGUCAGUCCGAAAGAGCACUGAUGAAACGAUAACCUCGGCGACAAAAUACAUAUUUUAAUCACACGCCUGUGUAUACGGAGAAAAGGUGAAUUAGCGUAGAUGUCGGACACUGGAGAGGAGUGGCAGGUGGCCCGGCGACGAAAAGGUGCAGCGCGGAAAUCAAAGCCACUUCAGGUGUCUUCAGCUCCAACAUACUGCCAGGAGGAGUUGGAUAUCGGGAAAGCUGUUAAACGGAUCAGAGACACAGUAUCUGAGCUAAGAUGUGAGGAGUUUUGUCAAGUCUGGAAAGAGCAGCUGCUGGUGGCAGGGUCAGCGUUCCUCUCAAAACCAUCAAAGAUUAAGGAUGCUGAGGAUCCCACCGAUCAGCCGGAGACAGGCAGACAGCUGGAGUGUGUGUGUUAUGGCCUUGGCUCCUUUUCCUCCUGUGUCUCGGCUCGCUACCAGCUUGCCAUGUUGCUGCUGCUGCUGGAUGCAGGACAGAUUCCAGCGAAGGACUGCUCUGUCUAUGAUCCAGCAUUCUCCUCUGGGGAGAAGGAUGUGUUGAGAGAGCUGGGUCUGACUGUACUCACAGAAAAUGAGGAGGGGAAGCGUCUGGCAACUAAGCCCACUCUCUUUUACCUGAUGCAUUGUGGGAAAGCUCUUUACAACAAUCUUCUGUGGAAGAACUGGAGUGCACGACAUCUUCCUCAGAUGACGAUAAUUGGAAACAGCUUCAGUGGAAUGAGGGACAGGACGAUCGAGAGAGAGUUCAAGCGGGACUACGGCUACAUUAGUCAGGCUGUUGAUGCGUGUGAGGAGAGACCGCUGCCUUGUCCGUCCCGUCUCAUCGACGUCUUCAGUGACACAGCAGUCAUCACCUUUCCCACCAGUGGCCUUAACAGACUCCCACAAUCCACCUGGACAGAACCACCUGAACCACAGUACCAACACUGCCCUGAUUUGGAGAUUAUACUGAGGGAAACACUGAGGAGCUGAGGACAGGAAAUUAAUAUAUAGUGGACUUUUUUUUGUUUUUUGUUGCCACUGACAUAACCACUUUUUAAAUAAAUGAACCAUGUUCCAAAUUGAGGGUCGACUCUUGGACAAUUGAGCCACUAUCAUCAGAGACUUCGCAGGAGAGGAAAUGUAUCUGGCGCUUUAACAGUCAUACUGAUGUUUUUCUGGGUUCAGUCCCAUUUACUGUCAAUUAUAUACUGGAUAUAUUACAGUUGGAUAAUUUUUAUUUUCAGUCAGCACAACAUGAGGUAAUACAUCACUGAAAACAUUUA